Messenger RNA from Thlaspi arvense, 729 nucleotides. The record is from the annotation of a GenBank genome assembly. NCBI's taxonomy places the organism in Eukaryota, Viridiplantae, Streptophyta, Magnoliopsida, Brassicales, Brassicaceae.
AUGGAAUCUAUUGGGGAGAAAAUAACCGAUGAUGAAGUUAAAGAAAUGAUCCGAGAAGUUGAUCUUGAUGGCGAUGGUCGGCUCAACUAUGAUGAAUUCGCCAAAGUCAUGAUGGCUAACCCGAAAAGAAAGAAAAAAAGAAAAAGAUUUUGUUCUGCUAGGAUGACUGAUGAAGAACACAAUGAUGGUUUCAUAACUGAGGCAGAGAUUCGAUUUGUGAUGACAAGAGAUGGGAGCAAAGUAACCGAUGAUGAAGUUAAAGAUGCCAUCCGAGCAGACAAUGAUGGUUUCAUAACUGAAGCAGAGCUUCGGUAUGUGUUGACAAGAAGUGGGGCCAACAUAACCGAGGAUGAUGUUAAAAAUGCCAUCAAAGCAGCUGAUGUGGAUGGCGAUGGUCGGCUCAGCUAUGAUGAUUUCGUCAAAUACAAGAUGGCUAUGAAGAUGAUUGAAGAAGCUCCCAAGGGCAAAAAUUUGGUGAUGCAGCGCAUCGUUAAUAUUUUUCGGGCUUUCGUCAAACACGACUUGGGCUUUUGCGUGUUUGACAAAUCCGAGAUUGUUAGCGAGUUCUCCGAGAGUGCUAGCUUCAAUCUUGUUAUAUUGCUUCCACUCUCUAUCAGUUGGUAUCAGACUAGAACGUUCCUGCAGUUGUGCCUCAUCGACGAUGCCACCAAAGAAGCAACCUACCGCCGCUGGUGCCAAUCCCGAGGGUCCAACAGCCGAAUGGGCUGA